Molecule: messenger RNA, 664 nt
Organism: Salvia miltiorrhiza (redroot sage)
Lineage: Eukaryota; Viridiplantae; Streptophyta; Magnoliopsida; Lamiales; Lamiaceae
Exons: 2
Coding region: 173-631 (152 amino acids)
Molecular function (GO): zinc ion binding
Source: RefSeq, a predicted model, not a curated record
UUUAAUGCGGGCCCCACACUUAACGGCCUCAACCCUCUUUUUAAAUUUGGGGCAAAAUUUAAAUUUGAUGAACCCUAACUCGCGAUAGGGCUUCAGAAAUCGGGAGAAUUUGCGUUUAGGUUAGUGAAAUUGGUGUAGGGUUUGUCGAUGUUCUUCGUCUUCGAUUAGAUUCAUGAGUUUCAAUACAGUUUCCGGUGGGAAUUCGUCGAGCUCAUGGAGCAGUCGACGUCAGUGCGAUGAAUGGGAGAAUAAUCCAAAGUUUUGUGCGUGCGAAGGUAAAAAGUGUAGGGCUUCCUUGAUGACAUCAUGGACAGAAGAUAACCCCGGUAGGAGGUUCUACGGUUGUCGGAAUUGGAAGACAAAAAAUUGUGGUUAUUUUGAUUGGAUGGACGAACCUAUGAGUGAAAGAGCAAAGGAAGUUAUCAAUGACUUGGAAAGGGAGAAUCUCAAGCUCUUGAAGUUCAAGGAAAGCUCAAGGUCAAGCAUUGAUGUGGAUAGUGAAAUUGCUAAGCUUUGGGAUGUUUUGCAAGCUUUGAAAGAAGAAUCAAGGAAGAUAAGGAAGAAAAGUAGAUUUAUGACAUACAUCUUGCUUGGCUCUUGGUUGAUGUUUGUAUAUUUCGCUCUAGCUUAGUUUAGUUUGUCUAUGUAGCUUGAUCUUGCUUGG